GGUCUUUAAACCCGUCCUGAGAAUGACUAUCCAGAGUGGAUCAGUGGUAUCUGCCAGAGACUGCUCUCUGGAAAAUAAAAGGAACACCCUGAGGUGGGACCUGUCUCCAGAUGAGAUCAGGACCAUGACAGAGAGCCUGAUCGCCAGAAUAAAGAAGGUCUACGAUGACAUUGGAGCUCUAAACAUAGAAAAUGUCUCAGUUGAAAACACCCUGGAAGCCUUGGCUAAUGCCAAGCUGGAUUAUGCCUCAUCUCGUCACGUUCUUGACUUCCCCCAGUAUGUUUGCCCUUCUAAGGAGGUUCGGUCAGCGAGCACAGAAGCAGACAAGAAGCUGUCUGAGUUUGAUGUGGAAAUGAGCAUGCGGGAGGAUGUGUUCAAACGCAUUACUGCCUUGCAGGAGAAGCUCCAGGAUGACAUUUCACCUGAAGAAAAGAGGUUCGUAGAAAGACAAGUUACACUGGGCCAGAGGAAAGGAUUGCACCUGUCGAAAGAUAUACAAGAGGAGAUAAAACGAACUUCCAAGCUCAUCAGUGAGCUCUCCAUAGAGUUUAACAAGAAUCUGAAUGAGGACAGUACGUUUCUAGUUUUUUCUGAGCGAGAACUGGGUGGGCUAGCUGAUAGCUAUCUGAAUGGACUGGAUAAGACAGCAGAGGGACAGUAUAAGGUGACACUGGAAUAUCCCCAUUACUACCCCCUGAUGAAGAGGUGUCACAAUCCUGAAACCAGGAGGAAGAUGGAAACCGCUUUUCACAGCAGGUGUAAAGAGGUAAACACAGCAAUCCUUGAACAGUUGAUACAACUGAGGGCAAAGGUUGCAGACUUACUUGGUUAUAGUACCCAUGCCAACUAUGUACUGGGAAUUAACAUGGCUAAAAAUGCGAGCAAUGUGUCUGACUUUCUAGACACGUUCUAUGAAACACUAAAGCCCAUUGGAAUCAAGGAGAGGAAAUAUAUUCUUGCUCUUAAGAAAAGGGAGUGCUUGAUGAAGGGCUUCCAGUUUGACGGCAAGAUCAACGCCUGGGACUUGCCCUAUUACAUGAACCAAGUGGAACAGUGCAAGUUUGCGGUCAACAAGGACAAACUAAUUGAGUAUUUCCCUCUUGAUGUGGUGACAGAAGGACUGUUUGGUAUCUACCAGGAGCUGCUGGGUCUCAAGUUCACCGAGGUGGAACAUGCUCAUGUGUGGCAUGAAAAUGUCAAGCUUUAUUCAGUGCAGGACACUGAAACAGGCGAGGAGAUUGGUCAGUUCUACAUGGACUUACAUCCAAGGGAAGGAAAAUAUGGCCACGCAGCUUGCUUUGGGCUUAGGCCUGGCUGCAGAGGGCCUGAAGGAAAACGCAGGCUUCCAGUUGCAGCAAUGGUAGCUAACUUUACCAAGCCCAGGAAAGGCUGGCCCUCUCUCCUCCAGCACCAUGAAGUGGAGACUUAUUUUCACGAGUUUGGUCAUGUCAUGCACGAGCUCUGCUCGAAGACCACUUUUUCAGAAUUCAGUGGAACUCUGGUAGAGACAGACUUUGUGGAAGUGCCAUCUCAGAUGCUCGAGAACUGGGUGUGGGAGAAGGAGCCUCUAAAAAGAAUGUCUGGCCACUACAAGGAUGGCACCCCCAUCCCAGACAGUCUGCUCGACAAACUGAUUGCUUCCAGAGUUGCCAACACUGGCCUAAUGAACCUGCGUCAGGUGGUCCUCAGUAAAGUGGACCAGUCACUACACACCAGCCCUCAUGCAGACACAGCUGAGGUGUUUGCACAGCACUGUCAGGACAUCCUGGGUGUCCCCGCUACACCAGGUACCAACAUGACAGCCAGUUUCAGCCACCUGGCUGGAGGAUAUGAUGGCCAGUACUACAGCUAUCUGUGGAGUGAAGUCUACUCCAUGGACAUUUUUUUCAGCCGUUUUAAAAAGGAAGGCAUUAUGAAUCCAGAGGUUGGAAAACAGUACAGAAAAGUGAUCUUGGAAGCUGGAGGCUCUGUGGAUGGAAUGGACAUGCUGAAAACCUUCCUUGGACGUGCGCCAUGUCAGGAAGCCUUCUUCCAGUGCAAAGGACUGACUAAGUCACAAGAAACACCUGUUAUAAUCUAAUAUAUCUUUUAAUUCUUUUUUGUCUAAGCAAUAUUUAUUUCUAAUUGUCUGGAUGCAUGUUCACGAUAUUAGAAAAACAGCUUUCGUUCGGGGUUUUGUACUUGAUUUCUACCUGUGCAAAUGUGCAGCACAUCCGGGACGGUCCCCCUCAUGACAUGUACAAUGGGUCCUAUUCACAGCAGUCAUUUUGACUAUAGUAGGGAAAGCAGAAGUGUUACUAAUAACAUUAGCAAUGGCUGUACUCAAUGUAAAAGUCCCAAUAAGCCCUGGCAGUGUGACAGUAAGCCGGCAUGCUCCGUUGACCUUUUUCACAGCAGACAUUUUGACUUGUCAUCUCAGGAAAAUCACAAGUGAAACUAAUGUGGUUAACAAUGGCUCUGUCCCAUCAAAUGUCCAGGAAAGCCAUGACAGAGAGCAACACUGCACGAUACCAACAGUCUUUUUACUUUUAAUGAUGAGGCAGAAACAUUGAGAUUUUGGGAUAUUUUGCUUUUGUAAUGUCUUCUGUUCAUACUAAUGUGAUAAAAAACUCACAUUUGUGUCUUUGUGCUUGCAUAUUUAAGUAAUAAUGUUUUUUUAAGGGCCUAUUUCACAGAAUUGUUUUUUCUCAACCUUUCAGUUGCAUUCUUCUCUGUAUUCUGAAGGUUCUUCCUGUGGGCUUUGUUCAUGUAUUAUUCACAGCCUUUUUUAUUGAAUAUUUAUACCUAAAAACAUAGCAAAAAUAACUUUUUCUUUUUUGACCUUUGACAGUAUGUUCUGAUUUCACAUUCAGUAUCUCUGCUUAAGUUGUUCUUUGGUUGCUUUUGAAUAGUGGGAGGAGAGCAGUAAGUAUGGUGGUCCACCCCCACAGAAUUUAAAGCAUCAAACACUUCAUUUCCUGCAGUGAGCUAAUUUUUUUUAUGCACAAAUUUGUGCCUGGUCAUAUUUUCUGGACCCUUUUAACCCCUCUGAACCUUAAAACCCACUACUCAUAUGUAAAGAAACUGCUAAAAUUACUUAAUUUAUCAAUUGUCUUUCAACUGUUUAUCCAUAAAAUGGCAUCCCAAUCAAAAGAUAAACCAAAUCUAAGCUUUCAAUCAUGAUACUUCAUCAAAACGACUUUAUUCUACAUCUCUCAUUUUGAAAAUUGCAUUUGCCCUCACCAGAUUCUUUAAAAAUAAUUCAAUCCAUGGAAUAAACCCAAUACUAUUAAUGACCAAUGGCCGCUUUACAAAAAUUAAGGGACUUUUUGGCUGAACUGCCAAAAGCCCCUGGUGUUUACAUGGAGGCUAGUAUGGAAACCAAUGAAAAAUGUUUGUAAAAUAUCUAAUAUGUAGAGCCACUAUGUUUUUUUUUUCCAGCAUUGGUGACACCUGAGGGCACCUGGAGAAGUCAUGUACAUGUUGAUUGUAAUUUUUAUUUUUAUUUACUAUUUUUUGAGGAUUUACUAGUGCAAAAAGACAUUAAGAGUUCUCUCAAGCUUCAAGCCAUGAUUGUGCUGUUUUCCGUAGAGGUGCAGGACUUUUUGGAAAAAAAACGAACCAACAGUGAGUAAAAAUGAGACAUGAGAAUAAAAACAAAAACACCCAGAAACUGCUUGGCUUAAAAAUCCACUCAAAACGAAAAAAAAAAGUUUUACGUCCACCAGGGGGCGCCACAAGAUAACAAGAACUGCUGUAAAUAGUGCAAACACCUUUUGUAUACAUGUAGAUGGGUUUAAUAAAAUGUUUUUUGUUUUGUU
Molecule: messenger RNA, 3800 nt
Organism: Acanthochromis polyacanthus (spiny chromis)
Lineage: Eukaryota; Metazoa; Chordata; Actinopteri; Pomacentridae
Gene: nln
Product: neurolysin (metallopeptidase M3 family)
Biological process (GO): peptide metabolic process; proteolysis
Cellular component (GO): mitochondrial intermembrane space
Molecular function (GO): metalloendopeptidase activity
Source: RefSeq, a predicted model, not a curated record